AUUUCAGGCCCGUGCGCACACAUCGCGUUGUUGCUCCGUCGUGGUUGGAGCAUCGCCACUGCUGCAGUUGUGGGGCCGGAGUUUUUGUUGUUUUAGCUUUCUUACAAAAGGGCGCGGUGUUUUGAGAUUUCUUUUUUUUUUUUUGACUACAAUUUGAAGAACUUGGGAUAUAGCGUUGAAGACUAGAGUUCUGCAGAGGGCCGGAAUUCACCGGAGCAAUCAGGAAUCCCUAAUGGUAACCAGAAAAAGAGGAAGACUUGCGAGUAAAGGCGUGGACGUCAUGUGCUCAGGUCCUUCUGAGGAAUGUGACCGUGCCUUAAAAAUCGAUUCUGAAAGUGCAAUCAAGCACUCCUCACCAGAAAGUGAUUCAAAUGACUGGGGACUAGACGAGCUCUUUACCUCUGAUUUCAACUGGGCUUUAGAAGAUGAUGUGCUCUCUCCUUUCCAAGGCAUCGGAGUGCAAGAUCUAGGUUUAAGUGCAGAAGACAAGACCGAUCAGGAAACUGAUGUGAGCAUAUCCCACAGCAGAGGUGCAACCCGGAGGCAGAAACUACAAGACCUCUCUGGGCGCAACAUCAAUAAGAAUGCCCUGGCGGCAAGAUUGAACCGGCUGAAGAAGAAAGAGUAUUUGAAUGGCUUAGAGCAGCGCGUUGGAUCUCUGACAUCCGAAAACCGGCUUCUCAAGCAGGAAAACAGCAGCCUGAACAAAAGAGUGGAAGAACUUGAAAACGAGACUAGGUACUUGAGAGCUGUGUUGGCCAAUGAGAGCAUGUUGGCGCAGCUGUUGUCUAGAUUGAGCGGUGUGAACGGCAUGAAAUUCUCUACCUCGCUUUUCCAGGAGCCCAGCGAGAACGACCACGAUUAUGCCAUGCCGAGGAAGAAAGUGAAGGUGGAGGACAAGGAUGCAGCAGGCGGGGUCUGUCUGCAUGUGGACAAAGACCACGUCUCUGUGGAGUUCUGCACUAAGUGUGCAGAGAGUGCAAGCUCAUCACUCAAAAUUUUUCUUCUAGGUGCUUGGUCUGCCAUGUGGGGUGACUGGAUCUCAGAGCAUCCAUGACUACCGGAACCUAUGGUAAGGAUCAAGAUGUUGAAGACUGCACAGAAAUGAGUUUCUCCUGAGAUGUGCUGCAGUGUCACGGCACAUUAUGCACAAUAUGAACUUGUAAAUAAGCUUUCCUGUAAUUGAAGCUAAUUGAAGAUUUGUUUAAUUCAAUACUUUGGAACAUGCUUAUGACGCAUGCAGUAGUUAGCUCUUGUCAACACUAUAGAGGGCUAAUUAGUACUUACUGUAAAUUGUUUUAAAAUGAUGUAAAUAGGUGGUGUUUCACAAAGGGUGUAUGGUAUACAGACAAUAGUGUAAUUGGCAUGGCUGAAGAGCUACUUGAACAAUUCCAGCUAUCCUUUUUGUUCAAAUGAAGCCCUUUGUGAAAUGUCACUGCUUUCCUGAAGAACAUUUUUCAUGGAGCCCCUUAUUUUUUUUUAUGCUAAAGUGGAUUUGCUGUGGGGAAAGCUGAAGAAACGGGACCAGCAGCUUGCAACAUGGCCUGGUAAAUUAAAAAAGGUAGUACAAGAAGCAGUGUAAGUUAAAGCUUUUACUGGUACUCCAUCAUGUUGCAUUUUGUUUGAUAUAAAAAAAAAUGCACUAUUCUAGUAUCAGUGUAUCAGGAGUUAACGCUCCUGGCCGUUUGUGCCUACCAGCAAACCAUUGCAGCAAACUGUGUGUUAAAGAAGCGCUUCAGCUUCAUCUUCACAAACAGAAAACAUGGAUGAUUUGUUUUGGGAAAGUGUGAUUGUAUUUUGUUAAGAAGUGCAUUGUAUAUAAGUCAAUGUAUUUGAAAUCGAAAGACUGUUUAGGAUUUUGAGUCAGUAUCUGCAAAUAAAUCUUAUUUUUUUCAA
Molecule: messenger RNA, 1896 nt
Organism: Pangasianodon hypophthalmus (striped catfish)
Lineage: Eukaryota; Metazoa; Chordata; Actinopteri; Siluriformes; Pangasiidae
Gene: crebzf
Product: CREB/ATF bZIP transcription factor
Exons: 3
Coding region: 233-1057 (274 amino acids)
Cellular component (GO): nucleus
Molecular function (GO): RNA polymerase II transcription regulatory region sequence-specific DNA binding; DNA-binding transcription factor activity, RNA polymerase II-specific
Source: RefSeq, a predicted model, not a curated record